GCCCGUGCCUCCUGAUCACGCUCAGUCCAGGGCGGUGAGCCAUAACCAUCUCCUUCUCCGUUCCCCCCAAGCAGCCGCCGAGACGCGAAGCGCGAGCGGGAGACCAUGUCACGGUGGCGCGCGGCCGCCUCCAGCAUCUCCGCCGCCGCCGCGUCCCGCAACUCCGCGGCGGAGGCCCGCGUCCUCUCCAGGGCAUUGGCGAAGGCCCCCUCGCCACCUCCGCUUCCUCCCCAAACCCUCUCGAGAACCUUCGCCAAGUCCGCUGCCGCCACUGCCACCGCCACGUCGCCCGGCCCUGGCGCCACCUCCCCGCCCGCCGGGACGUGGUCCGAGAUCAGACUGAAUUCUAUGUUCUUAUCCAAGCCCUGUUCAUUAGCGUUGCCACCUGACUCUCCUCAUAGAGCAGUGGAUCCACAAUUUAAAGGCAUCAGGCGAUUCCUUCUCACACUGUUGUUGUUCUACAGUAAGCAAAGCAAGUCCAUCAGAGGAGCAAAUGUUGUUUAUGAUCGAAUCACUUCUCAAGUUGAUACACCUGCCAUUUAUGAUGUUUUUCAGUUGGAGAAAACAUUUAAGACAACAUUUUCGUUGCUUGUUCUCCAUAUGUGGCUUGUUCUACGCCGCUUGAAGGAAGAAGGGAAGGAUGGUGUUAAGUUUGGACAGUACAUCUACGAAAUGUACAACCACGAUGUAGAGCUCAGAGUUUCUAAAGCUGGGGUUAACUUGCUGUUGACAAAAUGGAUGAAGGAGCUAGAGAAAAUAUUCUAUGGAAACAUUGUGAAGUAUGAUGCUGCGAUAAGCCCAGAGGCUCAUCAAGAUGAUCUUGUAAAUGUCAUCUGGAGAAAUAUUUAUGCUGAGGAAGGUUCAGAGGCUAUGGAUGUUGCUGCUGCCCCUGCUGUGCAGGCAUUGGCAAGAUACACACGACGAGAGGCAACUUGUCUGUCAUUGACUGAGAUUCUAUGUUCUCUGGAAACUUCAAAUUCACAACCCUGGUGCCGGCAACUCCCAGCCCCAGCCCAAAGAAGCAUGGGCGAUGAACUGCCGUGGUACAUCAAUAUUUCAUACGAAGAUUUUUAAACAGCAGGAUCAGUGGAUAUAUGUCAUUCUCUCAGCAAUACAAAUAACAGGCUUCUUCCAUUGAUUGUUUAUUCCGGGGUCCUCACGAUUCGAACCCUUUUGAUGGAAAUACUUCGUUCUAGAUAGGAUUUUUUUAUUUAACUCAAGUGUAUUUGCUCUAGUAGACCACCCACCAGAAUGGACCCUUUUUGUCUCUUUU
Zea mays is the source of this 1273-nucleotide messenger RNA. RefSeq lists its product as uncharacterized. Lineage: Eukaryota; Viridiplantae; Streptophyta; Magnoliopsida; Poales; Poaceae. Gene Ontology annotation, cellular component: mitochondrion. The transcript is spliced from 7 exons. The coding region runs from base 106 to 1074 and encodes 322 amino acids. The record is from RefSeq and is a predicted model, not a curated record. Gene Ontology annotation, biological process: mitochondrial respiratory chain complex III assembly.